AUAUGGCGUAAAAAUCAAUACUGCGCGCGUCGCAAUGUUCGUGGCUGUUUCGUGGUGAAUGCCGUACGUACGUGAUCGCGCUCGUAUACGUUUUAGCUGAGAAAUUUAACGCGCAACAAACAUCAUCGAAAUUCUUUUGUAAGUCCGAUACGCCAUCUCGGUGAUGAAAUUUUUCGUGAUUCCCGAGCGUUAUGCGGGCGAAAGAUAUUUAUCAAGAAUACAAGUGUAAUUAGUGUACACUUUUACGCAUCAAGAUAGAAGACGGAUACCGUGCGGACAAGUAUGAGAAGAUGAUGGACGGGCCAGGAUUAGGAUAUUCGUAUCAUCUUCCGUCCGCUGGAUGGAAUCUCAAAAUCAGAAACGUACUGUCGCAAUUCAGCGAUCUUUUCAGCGAAUUUAACAAGUACAUCGCGCCAGCUUAUCAUCAUGAUCGUUGCGAGAGAUCCGUGCAAAUGCGCUUGUAUUCGAUGCACAAGAGAGAGUUUGUCAUGGUAUUCGUUGCCUUCUUCGCGUGUUUUGGAUUGGCCGUGUUCAUCGGUCUUGCCGGACCGCCCAUAACAUCAACCACCGAACAAAAAGCGCAUUUGAAUGGCAGCGAGAUGGCUACCGGUCCAUUCAUCAUGAAAACACCUCUGUUGUCCACCUACAGCCAGCAAUUAUGGGUGAUCGCCAAACUGUCAACGUCGAAUACUGACGAUGAAAGAUACGACAAGGGAUUCCAAGUUAGUGUUUCCAUAGAUGGUGUCACUGCUGAUCGAAAACUGGUAUCUGUAUUAUCUCCAGAAGCCGGACAUAAUCGAACCAGACACUUAAAAUGCGAAAGCCAAUCAUGCGAGGAACUGGUCGUCGCCCAUCUGGGAUUUCUCGAUUAUAGCUACUACAUAAUCACUGUCCGCUUCCAUGGACUCGAGAGCUUCCAUCAGCGAUAUACAAUACGAGAACUCACAUUCUACUUUAAGAACUACAAUCCGGCGUUCACGCAGAUCGAGAUCUGGUUCCGGCUGAUAUUUUUGCUCACCACGUUCGGAGUAAUGUGCUGGUUCGGCCAUUCGCUUAGAAAGUAUCCGCUGCACGACUGGUCGAUAGAGCAAAAGUGGAUCUCAAUACUUCUUCCAUUAUUGAUUCUGUACAAUAAUCCGCUGUUUCCUAUGACUUUCCUGGUGAAUUCUUGGGUACCCGGCAUGCUGGACGCGAUCUUGCAAACUACUUUUUUGUGCGCCAUUCUCAUGUUCUGGCUUUGCGUCUAUCACGGCCUCAGACAGAACGAGAGACGGCUUCUCACGUUUUACCUGCCCAAGCUCUUGGUGGUGGGUAUGCUGUGGGGCGCGGCACUGACUCUCGCCACGUGGCUUCGUUGCACCGAGUUGGAGGAUCCCACGUACAAUUACGUUCUCGAUACGUCGAAUUAUUAUGGCUUCAAGGUGUUCUUCUUCACGGUGGGUGGCCUCUACAUCGCGUAUCUUCUGCUGCUUAUAUUGAGAGCGUACAGCGAACUGCGGUCUAUGCCAUAUUUUGAUCUUCGUUUGCGGUUUUUGACGUUACUCGCCGCGGUGGUUGCCGGUGUUUGCAGUCUGGUCACCGCCCGUCAAUUCGGCGCCGGUGUGUUAGAGGACAGUUUCGCGUCCCGACUCUCCACUUAUUACCGCACGUCCGCGCAAUUCAUGGCUCUUUACGGACUCCUCAAUUUCUAUUUGUACACCAUGGCGUACGUUUAUGCGCCUGCGUUGCAACAGGUUUACGGACAACACUCGUCGAUAACGAAAGACAAUCCCUCGUUCUCGAUGUUCAACGAUUCGGAGGAAGAGGUGAUAUAUGGAUCGGAUGAGGACAGUCGGCGACCAUUGACUCGCGCUCCGCGAAAUGCGGAGGACAGCGACUAAGGGCCUUAAAACGAAGACUUGUCGUAUAAUAUUCUGUGUUAAUUAAUCGGAGAAUAGAUUCGUCAAACGAAGAAAUCAACAAUGAAAAACGAUUUUGAUUUGCUCAUCAGUCAUGUUUGCGCUCCUGAGUAAUUGCAGUUAUACUGCCGUAUAAUAAAAAAAAAAAAAUUACAAAAAAGGGGCAAACUAAAAUCACACAAAGUUUGUUGAAAAAUAAAAUGUUGAUUAUAAAUGAGAAUUCUGUCAGGUGUAAUUAAAAAAAAAAAAAAAAAAAAAAAAACUGCAUAUAACACACGUAGGUUGCUCUGAAAGUUUUCGCAAAAUGGCAUUAGGCGUCGUGUCACAUCAAAAUUGAUAGGUGUUAUUUAAUUUCACAUGUUUAAAUAGAACUUUUGACAUAUCAAAACAUUCAUUCAGUCGUGAGACGUGUUCAAAGACGCUCUUGAUGCUUCCGAAAAAACAAUUGAAUUUAUUAUGAGAAAAUUUUCGUGCAAUGGUUUUUUACGACUUUAAGAAGUCGCUACAGAAUAAUAGACAAGAUGCUUCAACGAUUUCAUCGCGAAUAAAAUAGUACGUUUAUAAUACCCUUCUUGGCCAAAUGGCUGAAGUAUAAAAUAAAUUUAAAAAAAUAGUACGUUUAUAAUAAAAAAAAAAAAAGAAUUUUUUUAAACAAUAAAUUAAUUUCAAAAAUUCAUUAAAUGUUUUUAUACGAGUGAGAAAUUUUAUUAUGAGGAAACUUUCGGAGCAACCUACAUAUAAUAUACAUAAAGUUGUACAUAAAAUAUAAAUAUACACAUAAUGAUGUGAAUUUGUGUAUUGCAUGUAGAAAUAAUUGAUGAAAAGUAUUGAUGAAAAGAGAACAAUGAAAAAUGACAAAAAUAGGAACAAAAAAAAAAU
Messenger RNA from Pseudomyrmex gracilis, 2777 nucleotides. Its product is annotated as transmembrane protein 181. Bases 291 to 1880 code for a protein of 529 amino acids. The record is from RefSeq and is a predicted model, not a curated record. Gene Ontology annotation, molecular function: toxic substance binding. NCBI's taxonomy places the organism in Eukaryota, Metazoa, Arthropoda, Insecta, Hymenoptera, Formicidae. The transcript is spliced from 13 exons.